Linnemannia hyalina is the source of this 1668-nucleotide messenger RNA. Lineage: Eukaryota; Fungi; Mortierellomycota; Mortierellomycetes; Mortierellales; Mortierellaceae. The record is from the annotation of a GenBank genome assembly.
AUGAAGAAACGGAAAAGCUCCCCGCCAGCACAAUCCAAGACACAGCAACAGCAAAAACAAAAUAAGAAGAGACCCGGUACCAGUUACAGUAAAAACACCAACGCCAAGAGACAGCAACAAAAGCAAAAGAAGCAAAGGUCGUUGGUCAGAGUAAAGGCGGCCGCUGCCGAGGAACAGCGCCAGGAAAGAAGGGGACGACCUGCACCUGCACCUGCACAUCCUCCUCGUUCUCCACCACCUCGUUCUUUAUCUCCAGUUGACGGCCUGCUCUCAAUAAAAUCAACUUCGCCCACCUCCACCUCCACAACUACCUCACCCACCACCAUCGAGUUCAACAAACCCCUACUCAUCGUCCCCCCACCCCGCUCAGUCUGGCAUGCAGGCUCCGUUCAACUCGUCAAAUGGUCCAAAACCUACGCUCGCCAGCUCCCCAAGGACACCACCGUCGACAUUAUCCUGGCCGACGCCAAAACAAACAAAAAGAUUGUUUCCCUUAAAAGGUUUAUUCCCUUCCGAAAGGGCUCUGCUCAGGUCUGGGUCCCCUCCAAGAUCCCCGACAAUGAGGAUGCGUCGGCGUCGUAUGUGCUCGUGCUGGAUCUUUUUCACGGGAAAAGUCAGAAGGCUGUUACUGUAGAGUCUGCCAAGGCCUCCGCUGCUACUGCUGCGUCUUCUUUGGCAGCGUUGUUGUCAACUUCGUCAUCGGAAAAGGACAGGCCAGCCUCGACCUCCAGGACAUCAACAACAACGGAAUCAGGUGGUGCAGGAGCAGAAAGAGCAGCAGACGUUCCCGAGACGAUUACAGGAGGAUCCUCCGCUAGCUUAAAAAAGAGCCUCCCAUCUGUUCUCCGUCGAUCUGACAUCAACAUUUACAAGCGCGCUAUCCCCUCUCCCCCUUCCUCUUCCUCUGUGACAGCGCCAACCUCCGCAACGGCCACUCGGGAAAACCUUCGGAUCACACCACCAGCACUUCUUGCAGACGGCGCACGGGCAGAUGUACCACCAUCGCAGCCCUACAUCGGCCAUCAUCAUAAUGAUGACCUCGACACCUUCGACCCCGAUACCAUCAACAGAGCAUCCUACUACAACUUUGACAACUACCUGCGGCAAGAAUUCCCCAACGUCAUCCAACCCAUCGAACUCGAGCACUCCUUCGGCGUCCAUCAGAAAGUGUACAGCAGAGCGCCUUACACCCUCGAAUGGAAGAUCCCUACUCGCGCCGCAGAACUCUUAGAAUAUACUGCUACCAGGCUCCGGCUCCUGGCCAACAAAGACAUCGACUGGUCUCAACACCAAUCCAUCAAGGAUAACAAUAUUACCUACCAGGCGAAACUCCACGUCGAACUCAUCCGUGAUGGUGGGCCCGGUCCUGGAGCCAUCGAAUCGGUCGCGGUCCUGGCCAGAAACGUCCUCGCAGAGACGAAGUUUCAGUACUUGCAGAUCUACGAUCAUGUCGAGCCGGCGUUUUAUCGACUCCGGGUCCAGAUGCUUGUCGUCGAGGUAGACGAUACUCCUGCCGGUCGACGGUCGAGAAAGAAUAGUGCGACGGAUAAUGGAGGCGAGAUGGAGGAUCCGAUGCUGGACGGCUGGGAUUUCGCGAAGGGAGCUCAAAUCAUCGAUCGCUACGAGUCCAUCACCCGCAAGUUCUGGGUCUCUGCCGGCGCCCUAUAA